Molecule: messenger RNA, 1053 nt
Organism: Pyrus x bretschneideri (Chinese white pear)
Lineage: Eukaryota; Viridiplantae; Streptophyta; Magnoliopsida; Rosales; Rosaceae
Product: caffeoyl-CoA O-methyltransferase
Exons: 5
Coding region: 125-868 (247 amino acids)
Molecular function (GO): O-methyltransferase activity; S-adenosylmethionine-dependent methyltransferase activity
Source: RefSeq, a predicted model, not a curated record
UUUCCUCUUUCAAUUCAGGUUCAUCUUCCUGUGUGUAACCUUUCAGUCAUAUAAGAGAAGAAAAUCUGGUGCAAUCCAAAGCAAAGUAAAAGAAGAGAAGAAAAAGAAAAAACACAGAGCAGCAAUGGCAGCCAAUGGAGAGGAGCAACAAACUCAGGCAGGGAGGCACCAAGAGGUUGGCCACAAGAGCCUUCUCCAAAGUGAUGCUCUUUACCAGUAUAUAUUGGAGACGAGUGUGUACCCAAGGGAGCCUGAAUCCAUGAAGGAGCUCAGAGAAGUAACUGCAAAGCAUCCAUGGAACAUCAUGACCACAUCAGCUGAUGAAGGGCAAUUCUUGAACAUGCUUCUCAAGUUGAUCAAUGCCAAAAACACCAUGGAAAUUGGAGUUUACACCGGCUACUCCCUCCUGGCCACCGCCCUUGCCAUUCCUGAUGAUGGAAAGAUCUUGGCCAUGGACAUAAACAAGGAAAACUAUGAAUUGGGUCUUCCAAUCAUCGAAAAGGCCGGUGUUGCCCACAAGAUCGACUUCAGAGAAGGCCCUGCCCUCCCGGUGCUCGAUCUAUUGGUCGAAGAUAAGAAGAAUUAUGGAUCAUUCGAUUUCAUCUUCGUGGAUGCUGACAAAGACAACUACAUCAACUACCACAAGAGGCUGAUCGAUUUGGUUAAGGUUGGGGGUUUGAUCGGCUACGACAACACCCUAUGGAAUGGCUCUGUGGUCGCACCCCCUGAUGCCCCACUGCGCAAGUACGUCAGGUACUACAGGGACUUCGUCCUCGAGCUCAACAAGGCACUCGCUGCUGACCCUAGGAUCGAGAUCUGCAUGCUUCCCGUUGGUGAUGGCAUCACUCUCUGCCGUCGAAUCAAAUGAACCACCAACCCUAAUUGGCCUGCCAAUCAUAUAUGAUGAAGAAAAAAUGUGUUUCUUUUUAUUAUUUUUCUUAAUCUACUUUGUAUUUGUAUUUGGAUGGUUCAUCGUCAACGUUCAUGUCGGAGAAUUAUUAUAAGGCAAAAAGAAAAAAAAUAUUAUAAGGCAAAAUCGCAUGUUAAAAUUUA